Mizuhopecten yessoensis (Yesso scallop) is the source of this 5493-nucleotide messenger RNA. RefSeq names its product electroneutral sodium bicarbonate exchanger 1-like. Gene Ontology annotation, molecular function: sodium:bicarbonate symporter activity; solute:inorganic anion antiporter activity; monoatomic anion transmembrane transporter activity. The coding region runs from base 510 to 4220 and encodes 1236 amino acids. Gene Ontology annotation, biological process: bicarbonate transport; transmembrane transport; monoatomic anion transport. The transcript has 23 exons. Gene Ontology annotation, cellular component: plasma membrane. Lineage: Eukaryota; Metazoa; Mollusca; Bivalvia; Pectinida; Pectinidae. The record is from RefSeq and is a predicted model, not a curated record.
AUCAGUACCACCAGUCUGUAGUGUAAACACACAGGGACACACAAGGUUAUAGCAGCCAUUUCACCUGCAGCUAGUGUUCAGUACUAGAGGAAGAAAUACAGUACAAACAGUGUUAAAUCUACACAGUGUCUGUGCAGGGGAAACAUUUAUCUAAACCUGGCGUUUCUCUCCAGCAUGUAUGGUCUAUCUCUGAGGUGAAUCACGUUUUAGAGGAUUUUUUAUCAUUGAAGCCGUGCGUGGAGGUCACACUAUAAAGGAAACGGUUUAACGUUAGUGUGACACUGGGGCUUGUACCUGCUGUACAUUCUGGCCAGGGUUGACGAAACAUUAACAGUUACCAUGGUUACAAGUACUGAAGACAGAUCGGAAGAAAGUGAACCAGAAACUGUUUUCUACAAAGAAUAUUUCAGUUGAGGAGAACCCAUACUUCAUCCCAGGAAUUAUUCUGAAAUAUUUGUGAGAUCUAAAAGAGAAUUAAAUUUAAAACAAAAAGUGUUUAAUCCGUCACCAUGGAUGCACAACAUGGCACAAUGCCAAUUAAGGAUUUGGGGUCAUUUGUGGCCACCAAUAUACCCAGUGAUGCUGAUAUCAAAGACCACAGGUCACAAGACAAGGUGUAUAUAGGGCUACACCUACCCAAACAGAAUCGUCACAGACACAAACAUCGUCGCCACCACAAGCGUGAUGGCUCCAACUCGGAUCGGUCCCAUACCACGUCUGCCCCGUCUGAUGCCACGUCCCCCGCCCAAAGAGUGCAGUUCCUGCUUGGCGAGGAGGAAGAUGAAGAACACAAGGCCCAUGACGUGUUCUGUGAGAUGGCCGAACUUCUGUAUAAGGACGGUGGGGACGUGGAGUGGAAAGAAACAGCCCGAUGGGUGAAGUUUGAGGAGGAUGUCGAGGAGGGAGGAGAGAGGUGGUCCAAACCCCACGUGGCUACUUUAUCCCUACACUCCCUGUUUGAACUGCGGUGUAACAUUCUCCAGGGGACGGUGAUAUUGGACAUGGCGGCCGAUUCACUACCAUGUGUUGUAGAUGUUUUCCUUGAUAACAUGGUGGCUUCGAAACAGUUGGAAGAGCCGCUCAAGGAAGAAGUGCGGGACAUUCUCCUACUACGACAUAGGCAUCUCUACGACAAAAAACACAAACACGACGAAAAUGGGGGCAGCAAAUAUCACCUGCCCCUUAUACGUUCCUUUGCCGAUAUAGGCAGGAAGUAUUCCGAGCCUCGCGCUCUCAAUAACCACGGUAAGGAUACGGACAGCCCAAGCCCACCAGGAGAAGAACUUUUACCACCAGGCGCAGACAAAAAGUCAUCAAGCGUUCUUGACAUUAAUUACCUAAGUGCUGACGUUGGAUUACCAGGUGCUAAAAGUACACCAAACUUUAACAAUCUACAACGCAACAAUAGCACACCACGGAUAGAGCACCACGCCACACAGCCAGCCAUCCUGAACCAUAACGGAAGCUCGGAUGUCCUGGAGCACUCCUCCAGUCACAAGCGAUCGUUGUUGGACGUGAGGUAUACGGGUUCGUCAGAACAUGCGACUCACCAUGAUAACCAUACCAAGCUGAACAUGCAUUUCAUGAAGAAAAUUCCUAAAGAAGCUGAGGCGGCUAAUAUUCUUGUGGGUGAGGUUGAUUUCCUAAACUACCCAAUCGUAGGCUUCACUCGAUUACUUCAUCCUCAACUGAUGGGCGACCUCACAGAGGUGCCUGUUCCUACCAAGUUCAUCUUUUUCCUCUUGGGACCCAAGGGCAACCAAAACAAGUUCCAUGAGAUCGGUCGCUCAAUAGCAACCCUUAUGUCAGAUGAGGUGUUCCAUGACGUGGCAUAUCACGCCAGAAACCGUGAGGACUUGCUUGCCGGUAUUGACGAGUUCCUGGACCAGGUGACGGUGCUGCCCCCUGGCGAAUGGGAUCCCAGUAUCCGUAUUGAACCACCACAAAGUGUUCCAUCACAGACAAGUCGUAAGACAGCGCCAUCAGGUCUGACCCCAUCAGGAAAAGCCGAGUUUGAGGAGGAAGUAGAGGAAUCCCACGGUGAUGACCCCUGUCUCCAACGAACAGGCAGGUUUUUUGGAGGUCUGAUAGACGAUGUGAAGAGGAAGGUUCCAUUCUAUGGUAGUGACUUCAAGGACGUUCUACAUGUACAGUGUAUAGCCUCAUUUGUGUUCUUAUAUUUCGCGUGUCUGACGCCCAUCAUCACGUUUGGAGGUCUUCUUGGUGACGCCACAAAUAACAACAUGGCGGCGUUUGAGAGUAUACUUGCGGGAGCUAUCUGCGGUGUAGUUUAUGCCCUCUGUGCCGGACAGCCUCUGACAAUCCUCGGCAGCACAGGACCAGUACUGGUAUUUGAGACGAUCACAUUCCAGUUCUGCCAUGAUAUGGGGCUAGACUACCUGGAACUGAGGUUCUGGAUAGGAAUGUGGACUGGACUCAUCCUCAUUGUUAUGACAGCUUUUGAUCUCAGCGCUCUUGUGCGUUACAUCACAAGAUUUACGGAGGAGAGUUUCGCGCUUCUGAUCUCGCUGAUCUUCAUCAAGGAAGCCAUUGCCAAAGUGAUCAACAUCAAAGACAAGUACCCCAUCAACUUUCACCCAAACCUCUUCUACCCGUGUGACUGUCUCGUCAGCAAUAACGCCACUAACCUGACUUAUAUGUAUCCCAUUGAGGGCAGGACCAGGCAAUGGUCCAACUUCACCAAGAUGGACUGUAACGACCUGGAAGGGAAACUGGUUGGGGAGGGUUGUAUUGAAUACAAAGCUGAUGUCUUCUUCCUCUCCAUUCUCCUCUUCAUCGGAACCUUUACUCUAGCUUACUCCCUCAAGUCGAUGAGAAACAGUGCAUUCUUCCCAAGCUUUGUACGAAGUAUAAUCAGUGACUUCGCUGUUCUGAUUGCUAUCAUGUCUAUGGUGGCGAUAGAUGCCGGCUUUGGAUUAGGAACACCAAAACUGGAAGUCCCCGACAACUUUGCUCCCACCAAGCCAGGUCGAGCAUGGGUGAUUAAUCCUGUCGGUAAGAAUCCCUGGUGGACUAUUAUUGCUGCUAUCGUUCCGUCACUGUUGGCAACCAUUCUGAUUUUCAUGGACCAGCAGAUUACCGCUGUCAUUGUCAACAGAAAGGAGAACAAGCUAAAGAAAGGGAAGGGCUACCACCUUGACCUGUUCAUCGUAGCUCUGUUGAUCAUGGUUUGCUCCCUGUUGGGGCUCCCUUGGUUCGUAGCAGCCACCGUCCUCUCUAUCAACCAUGUGAUGAGUUUGAAGCAGGAAUCAGAAUGUACUGCUCCAGGAGAGAGACCAAAGUUCCUCGGAGUCAGGGAGCAGAGGGUCACUGGGAUAACCAUUUUUUUUGUGAUAGGAAUGUCUGUUUUGCUGACAAGUGUACUGAAGGCUCUGCCCAUGCCAGUGUUGUACGGAGUGUUCCUGUACAUGGGGGUGUCCUCACUUCGUGGAAUGCAGGUAGUUGACCGAAUGACGUUGUGGUUCAUGCCCCAGAAGUACCAGCCAGAUUUCAUGUACCUGCGACAUGUAAGAACCGCGCGUGUCCAUAUAUUCACCGUCAUACAGGUGCUCUGCCUCGCCUGUCUCUGGGUCAUCAAGACUAUCAAGAGUAUCUCUAUUGCAUUCCCCCUCAUGGUGCUAGCAAUGUGCUUCGUACGUAAAGGUAUGGACUGGGUAUUCUCUCAGAACGAGCUGAAAUGGCUGGACGACAUCAUGCCGGAGUCACACAGCAGGGCUAAGGAAGACGCCAAGAAACAGGAAAAGGAGGAAGUGGAGGGUGAGGAGAGCAUGCUUAUAGAUCCUAAUAAGUACACCCCCGGCCACGUGAAUCUGCCUCUCCAGACCGGCAGCUUUAUCAACAUCCCCGUGGACCGAGUUACUGUAGGCAUGGAGAUGGAACCGGUCAAUAUCUCUGAAGAAAUGGCGAAAACUACGCUCUGGAAAACGAUAGUGGCCAACGAAUCCUCUUCCAACCUCCAGGGAGACCAUGCUAAAUAUCACAAAUCCAAAUCCCCUGAUGAUGACCAUAACUCACAUGGCCAUCAUAAACACAAGAGUUCCAAGAAGAACAAGAUGCCAGUCCAGUUCUACAUCGACGAUGAGGAAAAAGAGCAACUAUUGGAGAAAAAGCGAGGCAAACCUGCAGAAAUUGAGAUUGUUGUGGACCCUCCAAGUACUAGAGGAUCAAUCUGUCGAAUCGACGAGGACACGACUUGUUAAACAUAGCCAAAAUAGUUGCAAAAUUUAUUACCAUUAUCAUAGACGAUUUGUUACUUGACCUGUAGGACCUAAUAUGCAAUAUAUAUAUAUAAAUAUAUAUUAGAUCUCCCCAGGGGGGCAGGGAGAGUACACAAUGUGAUGUGUAAGGGGGUUGUGUCACAUGAUCGCAUCAUGUGACAUACAAAUGUACUUGAAAGUGAAGGGGGACGUUCAGAACCCAAAACGUUCUGGAAUGUUUGCAGAAAUCGUUUUGCUGGUCUUGGAUUAACGGCGACCUCUGUUGCUGGUCCUGGAUUAACAGCGGCCUCUGUUGCUGGUCCUGGAUUAACAGUGGCCUCUGUUGCUGGUCCUGGAUUAACAGCGGCCUCUGUGCAGAAUGCUUUUUUAUGAACAGGAAAACAUUCCAGACCAUUUUCAGUUCUUAAUGUACAAAAUAUUUGAUUUUCAACUUGUUGUUUAUACCGGAUCCUCAUCAACUGGGAUCCUUAGUUUAUAAUUUUUGUUAUGAGUCAAUAGUUUACUCAGGUGUUUAUAUAGUCUGGCAGACUACCACUAUACAUAUGUGAUGUUGUGUCCACUUUAUUAUAACCUUGAAUCUUUGUAGAGGUCAGCAGGUUAAAAGUUCAAGGGUAGAAGGUCAUUGCUGUCUGUCAGUCCACACUUAUCCUUACUUAUUUCCUUGGCUUUUCAUGUGUUCAUUUAGAAUUUUUGACUCCAAAACUAUUCAUAUCUAGCCAAAUUAAUGGCCCAUUGUUAUUAUCAUUUGAUCAUGUGAUAGAAUUGGUAUGCUGCAGAUUUAUGGACCCAUGUGUAUUCAUGUUAUGAAUUCAUCAGAGCUAUGGCCGUUUGUUUCUUAACCCAUAUCUACAAUAACAGUUUUGGCCCUAGGUGACUGUAGGAUAUCUAUAAAAAUUAGAUACCUUAAUGAGAUAUGAUCUUAUUCGUAUCUACACAAUCUACAUCUACAGAGUUAUGGCCCUUUGUUUCUUAUCCAAAGCUACUGAGUCAUGGCCCUUUGUUUCCAAUCUCCAUAUACAGAGUUAUGGCCCUUUGUUUCCAAUCUCCAUAUACAAAAGUUAUUUUCCUUUGUUUGCCAACAUCAUUUCAUCCCCUGAUAUCUUUUUUAAGAGGUAUUUUCCCUAUCAAAUAUGGUUUAGAAAUGAUGUUACAACAUAUUUUUAAUAUAUAAAGAAGGCAUUGAGUGGAAACAGAGUACCCUAUAUUUUUGAUGUCUUUGUCAGACAGGUUUGAUUGUGAUGAGAGAGUUCUGCCU